Molecule: messenger RNA, 3670 nt
Organism: Schistosoma guineensis
Lineage: Eukaryota; Metazoa; Platyhelminthes; Trematoda; Strigeidida; Schistosomatidae
Source: the annotation of a GenBank genome assembly
AUGAUACAACUUUUGGGAAUCUUGAAGCAUGAACUAUUAGUCACUACUAGUAAAAGUAUUUGGGUUGGUUUGAAAAUCAACCAUACAUGGGGUUCGAGUCAUCUACUAUCCGAAGAUAAUUCUUUACAAACAGUUGAAACUAAUUUAAUAGAUUUUUCUAGGCUUUUUCAACAUAAGGACAGUAAAGCGAUUUCACUAAAUAAGGACACUAAUCAAUCAUAUUUUGAUUGUUUCACUAUGCCAAUUCAUGAUGGUAAUUUGAUACAAAUGUCUAAUUGUUCAAUGCAUUUGGAAAGCAUUUGUUCAUACAAACUUGGGAGAAAUCAAUUGCCGACAAAUAUUAAACAGCAACCAGUCGACAUACCAUUAUGUCCAAAAGGUUGGAUAUCAUUUAGAGAGAAUUGUUACUGGUUACCGUCGAUACACAAAAGAAUGAGUUGGCCAAACGCAGAACGUGUCUGUCAAGAAAAGGCCAGUUACUUUGUAAACCACCGAUCAUUAAACAAUGGUCAUCUGGCUUCUGUCCAUUCUGCAGAAGAAUUACAAUUUCUAAUUAACCUAUCAUUAUCAUCAUCAUUCUGGAUUGGUUUGAAAGCCUUUUAUUCCGGUAUUAAACCUACAUCUUCGUUGAAUUUAGUAUGGAGUGAUGGUUCAGUUAUGGACUUCUCUGUAUUUCCUUCAACCGAUACUUCUACCACAUUGAAUGAACUAGAGAAUCCUGAAAAUUGUAUCUCAGUCACUGAUAGACAUCACCGUUAUUCAUGGGAUAUUAAUGAUUGUAUGGAGGAAAAAAGUUUUAUUUGCCAGUUGUCUAAACUGGAUCUGUUACUACAACAACAGCAACGGCAAACUACUGUUAUGGAUGAUAGACGAGAAAUCAAAUCGCCGCUGACUACUACUACUAUUAUUACUACAACUUGUACCGAAAAAUCAUUCCCAAUACGUAGUAAAGUUGGUCCAUAUUGUUAUAGUGGAUUGUUGAAUGAUGCAAUAGAUUGGAGCAAUGCUGAAUCAAUUUGUCGUAAUAUGCACGCUAAUGCACAUCUUGUCUCAAUUCAUUCACAUGCUGAAUUAAAUGAAAUUACUGAAAUUAUCCAUCUAGAUUCACAAUCAAUGCGCACUACCUGGAUUGGAUUGUAUGAAUCAAACUUUGCUUACAAAUGGUCUGAUCAAACUGAUAUUAAUUAUAUACCAGUUUCAGCUGACAUCAGUAAAGAGUCGAGACAUUACAUGCAAGAUUGUUUUGUGCUGGAUUCAGUUAAUUCAUCAAUAAACUGGAAAGCUAUGCCAUGUAAGAAACCGUCUUUGAGUUUUAUAUGUAGAUUGAAUUUGAAUCCAUCUACAACGAUAUUACAUCCAACUACAUUUGAUUCAUUAAUAUACCCAACAUGUCCUCCUGGUUUCCGAUUCCAUGGGGACCGUUGCUUCCAAUUGAUAACAGACAAAUUUACGUGGAGUGAAGCCAAUGACAAUUGUCAUCAUAUUGUAAAGCCAUAUGCAAAUUACAAUGGAUCCUUAGCCCGUAUCGACAAUGAACUUGAUCAGCAGUUUCUAGCUAGUCUUCUAGAUAAUCUUGAACCUGAAAAAUCGUCUGCAGUAUGGAUUGGUUUGUACCGUAAUUUAUCACAUGGUUCUCACAGUUACGAUUGGUCAGAUGGUAAAAAGCCUCAAUUCAUCAAGCCAAUUAUAAGAGAUCAUCAACUUUCUGUGUAUGGUCAUACUUUUGUUUCACGACCAACUAUUUCAAUCAAGUCGAAAUCAAUGAGUCUAUGCACGUCAAUGUUUCGUGCAACGGAUCCAAGAUUGAAUGGAAUUUGGCUUCAAUGGUCGUGUGAUGAACCAAUUUAUUUAAGUAGUUUAUGUCAAGCUUCACCAAUUUAUCAAAAUAGACAUGUAAAUCAAAUGUUGCUCUCUCCGUAUCGAACAGAGACAUUUUAUUGUCCAUCUGGUUUCCAGUUGGGCACAACUGGUCUGUUAAAAGUUAAAGGUCAAUCAAUGGCAAAACUUUCUCAACCUAUGUGUUAUCGCGUUUUCAAUCAUGUCGCUAAAAUGAACUGGGCUUCAGCAAAUAUGGCUUGCAAAAAUUUAAGCACUCCAACAUAUAACGUCAGUUUGCUGACGAUUGCAUCAGUGUUUGAAGCUAGUUUUCUACGUGUAUGGCUUAAUCAACCACGUGAUAUCAGUGGUGGUGGACUGCCAAUUAGUGAAGCAGUUUGGACAGCUUUAAAAGUACCAACUACUUGCCCUGGUUGCUAUGCAAAUUGGACAUGGGAAACCCAUGAUAAUGAACCGGUCAGAUAUACAGAUUGGUAUAAAUCACCGGGUGAAAAUCCCGGUGGUUGUUAUCUGUUUCAUCAAGCACCUUACACCACACUUGAAAAUAACAGAAUUGAUUCAGGUAUAGGCAGUAUACAAUUGGCAAGUUCAUGUGAAACACAUCAGUUUGUUGCUUGUCAGACAUUAGCUUUAAUAAAUGAUACAUCAUCAAAAUUAUUGUCUUAUCAUCGUAUUACAUCAAAUGUUGAUGUGCCUUCUACUCCACAUCAUCAACCAGUGAGACCGGAUUGUUUUAAACCUAAAAUAGCAAUGAGUAAAUUUGAGCAUGAUGUUAUAUAUGAAACAAAAAUUAUGCAGUCUGUUACCGGGAGACAAUGUCUUAGAUGGGAUUUAAUUGAUCAUAAUUUCACUGAUGUGUCAUUAGAUUUCAAUUUUAUACGAAAUCAUUUACUGUCUGCUGAAAUGGUUCAUGGUGGCAGUAAUACUUAUUCAUAUGCUGAAAAUUAUUGUUCACAUAUACACGAUGGAAAAACACAAUCUACCAAAUUCGGAUGUUAUAUCAGUAUAAAUCCACCGAUGUUUGAGAAUUGUUCUCUAAUUCAGUGCCUACAUUCAGUUCCUACAGCUGGACAAUCUUUUCAUUGGUCUAGUGGAAUCAUGCUGUUUAUAUUCAUUACUGUAUGUUGUAUAUUCAGUAUCUACCUGUUUAGACGUAUCGGUAUUCAUAAAUGUAUUAAAAUUCGACGACGUUAUCAGCCAUUCGAUAGGUAUCGUACAUCACGUAAACGUAAAACAACAUUAUAUCUUGGCAGCACAACCAGUACCACCGAUAUCGUGAACAAUAAUCAUAAUAAUAUCAACGAAGCCGAAUCGUCAUCGACAACUGAUGACAUUCCUGAUAGUUUUCUGUCAUCUGAGCCGCCAAUCAAACGAACUGAUGUUCAUAAUAAUGAUAAUCUCACUUCGUUGCAAACUAGUGGACCAAGAAAGUUGAAUAGUAGUAAUGGUAAUAAUAUGGUUCUUCCAACUAAAUCAAAUGAUAAAUUUACAUUGUCAGCUUUAAACUUAAGUCGUACCGCUGCUUCAAUUGGUUUUAUGAAUCCUAUCUAUGUACCAUUGAACGAUAAAUAUGCAGAAGAUAAUUAUGAUCCAGAGCCAAUAAAUUAAAUCAUCAUUCGUACAUUUUCUUGGUUGUUUAUCUCUAAGAUAAACAUACAAAUAAAUAAACAGAAAUAUACGCGUAUAUUUUCCAUGUCCAUAUCACAGUUUCAGUCUUUCGGUUAUUGAAUAAAGUAAUUGUCAAAAAAAUUUCCUGAUGGUACAUAGUAAAUUACUCGAUAACAUCACUUAAUUUUUCACGUCACCAUACAGUAAUCAUCAUUGUUUAUGUUUC